GGAUUGAAGCGAAAUGUGAAUUAAAAUGGUUUGUGCAAUGUUUACAUGCUUCUUCCAUGACCAUUCCCUCCUUUCACUACUCCUACAAAACCCCUACUCUACCAUACGUCCUUCUCCAAUACUCUCUCCUCCCGUUUUCUCACAAUGGGAAUUAUUAGAAGCUUUACAACUAUCAUUCUCUUCUUCUUCCUUUUCGCUUCGUCUUUAUCUAUGGCGGUUUACGAUGUCGAUUACCGUGGCCCCGAAACGCAUACCAGCAUCCCCAGCGGCACCCGGCGCCGGAAUGUCAUUCAUCACCACAAAAGUCACAAAUUUUCCAAGACCACAAAAACCGCUCCUAGCAAUGGAAAUAUUAUUGGAAAGAAAUAUCGUUAUUGAGUUGGGGGAUCAACGUCAUCAUCAUGAAGAAGAAGAAAAUGUACCGGAUAUGAUGAAGUUGAGGGAAAUCACAUUAUAUAGAUGCUUGGCAUACGGAAUUUUACUCUGUCCUUCCCCUAUUUAAGUUCUUACUUUCCUUUUUGUAUGUUAUAAACACGUUCACACUUUCUUAUUUGACAAACAAAUUCACACCAAAACAGUGCAAAGUAGUGCCAAAACAGUGCAAAAUAGUGUCACAACAGUGUACUCUAUAAUAAAUUUACCCCUCAAUAAAUUUAUUCGCUUAAUGUGUUUGAAGUCAAACUAAGAACUUAAAUAAGGGAUGGAGAAAGUAUCAUAUAUUUACACUAUCAUUUACAAAUCAC
Messenger RNA from Cuscuta epithymum, 743 nucleotides. Lineage: Eukaryota; Viridiplantae; Streptophyta; Magnoliopsida; Solanales; Convolvulaceae. The record is from the annotation of a GenBank genome assembly.